AAAGUAAAGGAUGAUCUUGAAAUUGUGCUGUCAAUGAUUCAGUCAAAGAAUAAAAACCUGGAAGAAGAGCUGAAAAGAGAACAGCAGUGGUAUGAAGAACAGAAGCAGUUAGUAGAUACUCUUAGUAGAACUGAAGAGGAGACAAAAAACCAAGUUGAACAACUUUCUGAUAAAAGAGCAUUUCAUGAGCAGAAAAAGAAGAUCUUGAAACUAAAGACAUAUAAGAAAGAACUACUGACUGUUCUGGAUGAAUUCCUGGAAGAACAUUUUCCUCUUCCAGAGAAAGGUGGAAGUACUAAAAAGAAG
Molecule: messenger RNA, 306 nt
Organism: Nestor notabilis (Kea)
Lineage: Eukaryota; Metazoa; Chordata; Aves; Psittaciformes; Psittacidae
Gene: CENPK
Product: centromere protein K
Exons: 3
Biological process (GO): mitotic sister chromatid segregation; kinetochore assembly
Cellular component (GO): nucleus
Source: RefSeq, a predicted model, not a curated record